Molecule: messenger RNA, 4382 nt
Organism: Microplitis mediator
Lineage: Eukaryota; Metazoa; Arthropoda; Insecta; Hymenoptera; Braconidae
Gene: IntS11
Product: integrator complex subunit 11
Exons: 4
Coding region: 289-2076 (595 amino acids)
Biological process (GO): snRNA processing
Cellular component (GO): nucleus
Source: RefSeq, a predicted model, not a curated record
AAAAAAAAAAAAAAACAUAGAACAGGGUCGACGUAGAGCAAUUUGUUGUGUUGUAUCAAACUUGUAAUUAUUAUGCCAAUUACUGUAUGACUUACAUAAAGACAUCGGUAAUUAAUAUGAGUAUAAGUUGCUGCAAUCUUUUCCUACAAUAAAAAUUCAUGUCAUAAAUUUUUAUUUGAAAUAUUACGUCGAGUAUUUUUGUAUUGAAACAAUAAUUUAAGUAAUCGCUUGACUGCAAAGCCAAUAAUUAAAAAAAUAAAAUAAUUGGAGGUAAGAAUAAAAAAUAAAAUGCCAGAUAUCAAAGUAACGCCACUGGGAGCUGGGCAAGAUGUUGGAAGGAGUUGCAUUCUUGUAUCUAUGGGUGGAAAAAAUAUAAUGCUUGACUGUGGAAUGCACAUGGGCUUUAAUGAUGAGAGAAGAUUUCCAGACUUUUCUUAUAUUGUACCUGAAGGACCGGUGACGAAUUACAUUGACUGUGUAAUCAUAUCCCACUUUCAUCUAGACCACUGUGGAGCGCUUCCUUAUUUCACCGAGAUGGUAGGAUACACGGGACCAAUUUAUAUGACCCACCCUACAAAAGCUAUAGCUCCAAUCCUGCUAGAAGACAUGAGAAAAGUAGCAGUAGAACGUAAAGGCGAGAGUAAUUUUUUUACCUCGCAAAUGAUUAAGGAUUGUAUGAAGAAAGUUGUUGCCGUGACACUCCAUCAGUCGGUGAUGGUCGAUCCAGAGCUGGAGAUAAAAGCCUACUAUGCCGGGCACGUGCUUGGAGCUGCCAUGUUCCAUGUAAGAGUCGGUUCCCAGUCGAUUGUUUACACCGGCGACUACAAUAUGACUCCAGAUCGUCAUCUAGGUGCUGCUUGGAUUGACAAAUGUCGGCCUGAUUUACUAAUAUCUGAGUCUACUUACGCUACAACUAUUCGCGACUCCAAAAGAUGUCGAGAACGUGAUUUUUUAAAAAAGGUUCAUGAAUGUAUAGAUCAUGGAGGUAAAGUAUUGAUACCAGUAUUUGCUCUCGGUCGUGCUCAAGAACUCUGUAUACUCUUAGAAACUUACUGGGAACGUAUGAAUCUCAAAGUACCUGUUUAUUUUGCCCUCGGUCUCACAGAAAAAGCAAAUAAUUAUUACAAGAUGUUCAUUACCUGGACAAAUCAAAAAAUAAAAAAGACUUUUGUCCAGAGAAAUAUGUUUGAUUUUAAACAUAUCAAGCCAUUUGACAAAGCAUUCAUUGAUAAUCCUGGAGCUAUGGUAGUUUUUGCAACACCCGGAAUGUUACACGCUGGACUAUCACUGCAGAUUUUCAAAAAAUGGGCGCCAAAUGAACAGAACAUGGUAAUCAUGCCUGGUUUCUGCGUGCAGGGAACAGUAGGACACAAAGUACUCGCCGGCGCGAAGAAAAUAGAAUUCGAAAACCGGCAAGUUGUCGAAGUUAAAAUGGCCGUUGAGUACAUGUCGUUUUCAGCUCACGCAGAUGCCAAAGGAAUAAUGCAACUGAUUCAGUACUGCGAGCCAAAGAAUGUAAUGCUCGUGCAUGGAGAAUUUGCAAAGAUGGAAUACUUGAAAGAGAAAAUAAAACAAGAGUUUGGUAUCAAUUGUUAUAAUCCAGCAAACGGAGAGACUUGUGUCAUCACUACCAUGUCCAAAGUACCUGUCGAUGCUUCUUUGGAACUUUUGAAAGCCGAGGCCAAACGUUAUUCAGCUCUGCCACCAGAUCCUAAAAGAAGAAGACUUCUGCACAGCGUUUUGAUGCUGAGAGAGGACAGCGUGAGUCUUGUAGACGCCGAAGAGGUGGGGAAAGCAGCAGGAAUACCGAGGCACGUCGUAAGAUUUACUUCGACAGUACAGAUCCAAGAUCCCGGUCCAGUUCAAUCAACGACGAUGAAGUUAUUUCAACCGUUGAAGGAACGGUUGACUGGGUGGAAUGUUCAGCUAAAUGAUGGUGCCAUUUCUGUUGAGUCUGUUUUAGUUAAAAUUGAGGGAAGCGAAGAUGAUCAAAAGAAUGUGUACGUUUCUUGGACGAAUGAAGACGAAGAUUUGGGCAGUUACAUCCUUGGGUUCCUCCAAACCAUGUUGAAUUAAUUUAAGUCGAUAAUAAUUAUCGUAAUUUUUAUAAUAUCAUAAAUAUAAGUUUAGUAAAGGUAAAGCAAACUGUGAUACGGUUACGGAGUUUAAUUUUUAGUCGAAUUCCAUUAACUCGGAACUUCCCCUUAAUCUUGACCCCCACUACGAGCUUCGCUGUCGCCUACCUGAUGCUGUACAUUUGUAUGUCUGUAUAUAUUUACAUAAGGCGCAUGCGUGUGAUUUACUCUUUAAAGGAGGUGGCAUUCGAUAAGUCGGAAUUUCCGCUCCUCCGAAGACUAACUCCGAGUUAAUGGAAUUCAACUGUACCGCGAACCUUCUAGACAUUUUGUUAAGAUAAUACUUUUGGUUUUAGAAUUACUGUCAUAAUUCAAUAAAAUUCAGCAACUAGUAAACAAUGAUAAGAAAAAAUAGAAUUUAAUUUUCAAGAGCUACGGAGAGCCAAUAAAUUCAAUGAAACCUGUGAUUUAUCAUGAGGUUCAAUUUUAAAUAUAAGAAAAUCAAAAUUUUCCUGGUCCUUUGUAGCUCUUGAAAAUUUCAAUUGAAUUUUCUUCUCAUCACUACUAAUAUAUUAAAUUUUAUUAACAAGAUUUGCAGAUCUGUCCAAGUUUUUCUCCCCAAAAGUUUUUAUCACGAGAUCAUACCAAGACUCAAUACACUGCUCUAUACACGGAAAAAAAAAUAGUAGUUGCUACUCUCUGGGAUAGUACUGAGUACUUUCUGUAAAAAAAAAUUUUAGACAGUACUGUAUCCACUAUUAUCUAGACUAUACUCACUACUGUCUGGGAUAGUACUCACUACUAUCCAGAGAGUGGAUAUAGUCUAGAUAGCAUACAGAACUGUCUGAAGUUUUUUUUUUUUACAGAAAAUACUCAGUACUAUCCCAGACAGUAGCCACUACUAUUUUUUUUUUCCGUAUUAUCUAGUGUCUGUCACAUUUAUUGAAAGGUUCCGCCCGGUUGCGAUAAAAUUUUUUUACAACGCCUCCAUUUACUGUACAAGUGCAACAAAAAAUCUACUCCAGUACUUCUUCUCCAAUCGCACUCCAGUGCGAGAGAAAAAAGUGUAAACUGCCCUUUAAUUCUUAACAGUAAUUCCAAAACCGACAGUUUUAUACUUUAAGACGUAACAGUUAAAGUUUAUUACAAAUAAUUGGUUGGGUAAAUUAAAUACAUAAUAAUACGUAAUAAUUAAUAAUAACAAUAAUUGAAAAUAACGAUUGCAGGGUACAUAUAUUUUUUAUUAUUAGUAUGUUUAAUGCUAUAUUGCAACUGUUAUAAGAUACUACCAGGAUUGUUAAGGCUGACCAAUGGUUUGGAUAUUACAUCAACAUUCACGAGUAUUUUAUUAUCUUUCGUAAUUUACUUUUUUUCUACAGAGAUUCAAAUCACAAAUAAUAAUUUGUGAGAACACUGAUUUAUUUAUCUAUUAAUUUAUUAAUUAAUAGCCUUUUGUAAAAAUGCAUUGGUUUCAAUUGCCUGAUUAUUAUUAACUAUUUUAAUUAAUAUAAUUAAUUAAUUGUAAUAAUCGCGUUACAUUUUGCCGUUGAGCCGAUUUGUAAAGAUGUCAAAAAAAAAAAAAAAAUAUAUAUAAUUAUAUAUUUAGUGUCGAUUGGACGAUGGGUUAAUUUAAUUUUGGUUUCAGCGAUUUAAAUAAUUGGCAUUAAAUAAAAAUAUACUAGUAAUUAUUAAUUAUAAGUUUGUUUUUGUUUUAUUCCAAACCAUUAAUCGUCCAAUCGAGUUAAUGUGCAUCGUAAUUUACCCCUUAAUUCAGUAGUUUGUAUUAUAAAAUGUAUAUAAAAUAAGUACGGUAUCCAAUUAAAAAAUGUUUACAUAUAUACUUUAUUUAAUAAAUGAUCAGGAAUUUAUUUUAGGCUGCAUCAAUUAUUUUGGUGAACAUCAAAUAGAGAAAGCCUUCAAUCAAAAUUAUUAAUUAACUACAAUCUAAGCAUUUAAAUUUUUUAUUAACAAAUUAAUCAUCAGUUACGUUCACCAAAUAUUGUAAAUAAAUAAACAAUUGGUUUAAUAAUUAAUAAUUAUUAUCAAUCAUCAAUCCGUUUGUUCUCAGCUCAGUGAAAUAAAUAAAUAAUUACAAUUUCAAUUCAUUUUCUUGAUAAUAAUUCAUUAAUUAAUUUUAAAAAUAAAUUUACAAAUUUAAAAUAAUCGCAAGUCUGUUUUCUGUUAUUGGCUUUCGAUAUGAUUCCCUGUGUAUGAGAUGAGAAUAUAAUAUAUAUAAACUACUUUUAAAACAUUAAUUAACAAUCUCCAAGCAUGAUUUUUUUUUAUUCAUUUAUUUUAUAUUUUUUU